AUGGCUCCAUGUACCACCGCUAGUUCUUCGAGCUGCAUACGUAGCAUACAUUCAACUGCGGUCCCCCGACACGGGAGCAUAACACGACCAAAACCGGGUACAGGGAUCAAGCUCCACUUUAAGGAUUCAAAGGGGGCUCCCAUCAAGACCGUCGAGGUGAACGAGGGCGACGACAUCCUGAGCAUUGCCCACGAACAUGACAUCGACCUAGAAGGUGCCUGCGAAGGCUCAGUUGCGUGCUCGACAUGCCAUGUGAUCCUCAGCCAAGAACACUAUGACCUGCUCCCUGAACCAGAGGACGACGAGAAUGACAUGCUCGAUAUGGCAUUUGGCCUCACAGACACCUCGCGCUUAGGCUGUCAGGUGAAAAUAACGCGCGAACUCAAUGGAAUGACGGCAACGCUGCCGAGCGCGACACGGAAUAUGUUCGUGGACGGCAAGAAGUCCACACAUCACUAG
Sparassis crispa is the source of this 459-nucleotide messenger RNA. RefSeq names its product Adrenodoxin homolog, mitochondrial. Gene Ontology annotation, molecular function: 2 iron, 2 sulfur cluster binding. Gene Ontology annotation, biological process: P450-containing electron transport chain; positive regulation of oxidoreductase activity. The record is from RefSeq and is a predicted model, not a curated record. The transcript is spliced from 6 exons. Lineage: Eukaryota; Fungi; Basidiomycota; Agaricomycetes; Polyporales; Sparassidaceae. Bases 1 to 459 code for a protein of 152 amino acids. Gene Ontology annotation, cellular component: mitochondrion.